Molecule: messenger RNA, 4506 nt
Organism: Hippocampus zosterae (dwarf seahorse)
Lineage: Eukaryota; Metazoa; Chordata; Actinopteri; Syngnathiformes; Syngnathidae
Gene: nck1b
Product: NCK adaptor protein 1b
Exons: 4
Coding region: 278-1465 (395 amino acids)
Biological process (GO): negative regulation of PERK-mediated unfolded protein response; negative regulation of endoplasmic reticulum stress-induced eIF2 alpha phosphorylation; positive regulation of translation in response to endoplasmic reticulum stress
Molecular function (GO): ephrin receptor binding
Source: RefSeq, a predicted model, not a curated record
ACAACCAGCCAACCAGCGAGGAGUGGGCGGGACCUGGUGUCUGAGCAGCUUGCGGCGAACCUAGCUAGUUAGCCUAGCAUAAGCUAAUGCCACGGAGCUAUGACAUGCUUGGAUACACACAGCCAUGCUAUUUCCAACGGCGGCUAACGUAACCUGGAAAAUUCUUUAACUUGGCCGCUCUCCGGUCACGUCGCCGGGCUGUUUCGGUGAGGACUACGCACGGAGGGAGAGACGAAAAAAGGUGGCCGUCGGUGAGAAGAAGGUCACGUUGUGCAAGAUGACGGAAGAGGUGAUAGUCAUCGCCAAGUUUGAUUACAUGGCCCAGCAGGACCAGGAGCUCGACAUCAAGAAGAACGAGCGCCUCUGGCUUCUCGACGACUCCAAGUCCUGGUGGAGAGUUCGCAACGCCACCAACAAAACGGGCUUUGUGCCCUCCAACUAUGUGGAAAGGAAAAACAGUGCCAGGAAGGCUUCCAUUGUCAAGAACCUCAAGGAUACAUUGGGAAUCGGAAAGGUGAAGAGCAGGAAGGGGGGCGUGAGGGAUACGGCCUCCAACGCCGACGCCGACAUGUACGCCGACAACGGCGAGCGCCUGUACGACCUGAACCUGCCGGCCCUGGUCAAGUUCAGUUACGCGGCGGAGCGCGAAGAUGAGCUCUCCUUGGUCAAAGGCACCCGGGUGGUGGUGAUGGAGAAGUGCAGCGACGGCUGGUGGCGCGGCAGCUACGGCGGGCGCUCCGGCUGGUUCCCGUCCAACUACGUGACGGAGGACGUGGACGGGACGGCCGCAGGAGUGGGGCCCGGCGGCGGUCCGGGGGACCCGUCGGGAUCGCUGGCGGAGAAGCUGGCGGCCGUGGUGAACAGCGCGGCGGCCAACGGGAACCGGGUGUUGCACACGGUGCAGGCGCUCUACCCCUUCGGCUCGGACAACGACGAGGAGCUGAACUUUGACAAGGGCGAAGUGAUGGAGGUGGUGGAGAAGCCCGAGAACGACCCCGAGUGGUGGAAAUGUCGCAAGGCCGACGGCCAACUGGGCCUGGUGCCCAAGAACUACGUGACGGUGCUGGACUCGGCCUCGCACAAAACGGCGGCGGGGCCCGCCGGCCCGCCCACGCCCGACUGUGACUACAUUUCGCCGUCCGGUAGCGGGCGAUUCGCCGGCAAGGAGUGGUACUACGGGAAGGUGACGCGCCACCAGGCGGAGGUGGCGCUCAACCAGCGAGGCGCCGAGGGGGACUUCCUCAUUCGAGACAGCGAGUCAUCGCCCAACGACUUCUCCAUCUCGCUGAAGGCGCAGAGCAAGAACAAGCAUUUCAAGGUGCAGCUGAAGGAGAGCCUCUACUGCAUCGGACAGCGCAAGUUCAACUCCAUGGAGGAGCUGGUGGAACACUACAAAAAAGCGCCCAUCUUCACCAGCGAGCAGGGUGACAAACUCUACCUGGUCAAGGCCCUCUCCGCCUCCUGAUCCCAACAACGCAAAUGUAAAUGUCUCACACACACACACACACACACACACACACACUCGCACACUAUACAGCCCGGAAGACACACUAACAUCAAGCCUGAAGACUUUACACGUCGUCGGGACUUCUUUUGCCUGGUUGAGCAUUCCAAGAGGAGAAUGGGAAAAAAGGCAUGAGAGGAGGAGGAAUGAUGGGAGUGUUGGGAGACGAGAAGAAGAAGAAGAAGGAAAAAGAAAAAGACUAAAGACUCCUGAGAGCGGAUGAUGGACCUCUUGGCCACUUAUUUAUGUGCUCCAGAUGUGUUUGCUGGCAGUGGUGUAUUUCCACCUCCAUAGCUUAGUCGCAUUUAGUUUGUCGAAAAUGUAUACCUAAUCCUUUUUAACCAUUUCUUUUUAAAAAUGUGACUUUUUGUUGUUGUUUGUUUUAACUGUAAACCGAGCCCCUCCGCUAUGAAGCUUUUUUUUCUCUCUCUCUCCCCAAGAUCUCACGUUGUUAAGGCAAAUCAUGGCAACUGCUAGUUAAGCGACCAAAAUCUAUUUAUUAAUUCUGCUGCUUGUAGAAAGAAUGUGCAUGUCCUUUUUGGUGGUGUGGGGGGGGGGGGGGGGGGGGCGGAGCUACCUGUAUUCCCCCCCAAUUGUCAGACCCUUCAGAGGAACUGUUGAAAGUCCAGAAAUGUUUCAGUCACAAGUGUCCAGAAUUUUUGAGGCCUUUCCGUUGUAUUUAUUUCAUGCUUUUGAGGAGACAUGUUUUGUGUCAAUCAGCCCCCCCCCCCCCCCCCACACACAAACACACACAAACAGUUCACAAAUCUCAAUGCAACUCUGCUUACAUUUUGGCUUUGGCUCAUACGCGAUAAUGCCUCUGCAUGGCGUUUCAGGCCAUUGCUCGAAAGGGGCUCUGGAUCUUCACCCACCCAAGCAGGUGAUGUCAUUGGUGAAGAAACUCUAUUCUUUUUUGUAAAUGAGCUCCACACGCCAGACAUCCAGCGGUAUACCAGCCAUUAAAACUCAAUAUUCUACCAUAUGGCUCCUUUUUAGUAAGGCCCGUUCGGUUCCCCGCCCUUGUUCACAUGGAUGCUACACGGAACAUAGCAUGUCCAACCUGGUAUUCAUUGCAGGUGUUAGGAGGUCAUGUGAAAAACAAUCAAUCGUCGGACGCUUUAACUUGAGAAAGUGGGCCUGCUGGGAAGGCCUUGGGGGGGUGGCGGGGGAGGCUUCAAAACACCUGCCUUCUCGGCAGAGCCGCGGGGUAAACGGAGUCCAAAAGAUGAUGUCACUGUGCUAAAUUAGCACGGCCGAAGGGAACGAACGAGGGGGAGGUCUUUAUCGCUGGCAAUGUGCCGGUUGUGCUUUGGAAGUGCGAGAUUCCAUCUGGCAGAGACACGGGAGGGUGCUGUUAUUUGUCGCUUUGUCGAGUAGAAAAGUGUCUUGUCGUAAUCCAGAAUGAGCGCUGCGCAUGCGUGUUUUCUCCGAUGAUGACUUGUCCAUCUGGAACGCGAGGGAGGAAGAGGGAUUUCAGAUGGGGGUGGGGGGAAGCAAGCGUUCGAGGGAGGGAGGAGGAGAUUGGAGUCCCGUUUAGUAGCGCAUCUGGAAUUAUGCUCCUCGUCCCGGUUUGGGUGGGGAACGGAGAUAGAAUUUCCACGCUCUCCAGGUGUGCGUCGAGCUAAGCGAUGACUCGCUAAAGAGGGGAGGCCAUGCCGGCUUUUAGAUUUAGAAUGGGAGCUGCUUCACAUUCUGGGAUGAAUCAACCGCAAGGUUUUUGUCCAGUAAACGCUGUUUUUGCUCUGCACACAAAAAAAAAUUCAAGUUCCUCACAGGAUCCAUGUUACGUUGCGUAUUAUUAUUAUUAUGGGCUCUUACGUUGUUGUUGUGACACUUCAGAGUCUUGUGAAACUUCCCCUCUUGUGUCCAACCUGUGACGUAAAGCGACUAAUGCAAUGGAGGAUUUGGGAGAUUUUGUUUUUUUUCAUUCACGUGCCUUUACAGCUUUUUGUCAACCAAAGUGUCAUUUUAUUUGUUUAUUUUGGCGAGUCUACAUUGUUUACUUGCCAUGUUGCGUGGCGUUUGUUUUUAAAGCAGCGGUGUUGAACCUACGGCCCCGGGGCUCAUAUACGGGCAACUGGAGCUAGACCUUUCGGUCAGCCAUCCAAACAAAGACUGUUUCAUAAGGCUGGACAUGCAAUUUUCCAAACAUAUAAACCCACUCACCUUAAAAAUGUACCUCAGUUAUUUUCUCCUGAUAUAUCAAUAAUUUGUUCCUUGAAGGGUUUUAUAAAGGUUCUCCACCUCAGCUUUAAAUCAGUCCGUGUCGCAUAUGAGUUAUCGGGUGUUCGUCGUCAACUGAAUUUUUAAAAACAUUUUUAUUUAUUUUUUGAUCCUUUUCUCCCCAUGCCCCCUCCCCACCCAGAUCCAUAAAAUGCCCUAGUUUUCAAGUGUCCUUAGAUAGCAACCAUAAGUGAAUGCCUCCAUGUACAGUUGAGAGAAAUCGUGCAUUGGAGAAGUACGGAAGCAAGUCAAGUGUCACGUUUGUUUCAUUCAUUUUUUUUCCUGUGUAGCCACCCACAGUAGAUUUGUAAAAGCCACAUGUAAAUGUUGGGAUUGAAAUACAAGAAUGAAGCAGACUCUCGCUGCUUUUUACAUUUGUAUAUAACGGCCGUAGCGUUUGUCUCUGCACCAAUGGAGCCCGCUUGGGCAGUGGAGAGAACAAAAAUCUGCUUCAAAUACGUCGCAAACCACUUGAGACAAAUAUACAAAUAACCCGUUUCCUAAUGUUGCUGCUUACCGAGGGCUGCUUACAUAAAAAUGUAAGCAGCAGCAGACAACCCCCACCCGGCUCUUGGUGUGCGCAAAUCUGAAGCAAGUAGAUCUACGCCGGUGUGGAAUGGUAAAAAAAAGCAGUGCUGUGAAAAUGUUUUGACAUGCUCUUGAUGCUGUUUGAACAGAGGGGAGAGCGUCUUCAGGUGUUACUUAGAAGAAAUUAUUAGUAUUUCAAAAACGUAAUAAACGACAAAAUAAAGCCAUGAAAUUGUGUUUUAAUGUGCAAA